This is a messenger RNA of Paralichthys olivaceus (Japanese flounder), 1830 nucleotides long. Its product is annotated as odorant receptor 131-2. NCBI's taxonomy places the organism in Eukaryota, Metazoa, Chordata, Actinopteri, Pleuronectiformes, Paralichthyidae. Gene Ontology annotation, cellular component: membrane. The record is from RefSeq and is a predicted model, not a curated record. Gene Ontology annotation, molecular function: olfactory receptor activity; odorant binding; G protein-coupled receptor activity. Gene Ontology annotation, biological process: G protein-coupled receptor signaling pathway; detection of chemical stimulus involved in sensory perception of smell.
GAGAGGAUCAUGCAGGGUAUAAGCUCUCUUUCCCAUCAUCUUCAUCAUCAUCACCAUCAUCUUCAUCAUCAUCAGUCCAGCCUGCCCCACCUGAGGGAUCAUGUCAGUGAACAGCACCGCGGAGACAACAGCAGCAGCAGCACCGGGGAGGGAGUACACCUGUGUGCGCUUCUACGUGUCCACCGUCUCCUUCUCGGUUCUCCUCUUCUUCAACCUCAUCAUCAACUGGACCAUCGUGCGGGAGGAGCGGCUCCGGACUCGAGCGCGCUUCGUGCUGGUCUUCCAGCUGCUGGUGUCGGCUCUGCUCCACCUGGGCAUGAGCAGCGUCUUCUACUAUCAGGUGCACCUUGACGCGCAGCCGGGACGCACCGCCUGUCUGCUCAUGGUGACCAUCCUGAUCUGCAGCGCCUCCUGCAUCCUCCUGACGCUCACGGUGAUGGCUCUGGACCGCUACUGCGCCGUGUGCCACCCGAUGCGCUACACCGCCACCUGCAUCGCGGGGCACUGGCCCUGGCUGCUGGGUGCGCUCACCUGGCUGGUGGCGCUGGUCAUCCCCCUCAGCCUGCUCCUCCAGCCGAGCCAAGAGGACAACUACAGCGGGAAGUGUGGCCCUCAGCAGCUGAGGAGAGGCGUGCUGCAGAAGGUGCUGUUCAUCGGGUUGUGCACGAUGUUGAUUCUGUACAGCUAUGUGUGCAUACUGGUGGAGGGGCGGAGGUUAGGGGUGCUCAAUCGGCGCAACCGUGCCGGGUGUCGGACCAUCGCCCUGCACGGCACCCAGCUGGCCGUUUACAUCCUCCCCAGCUUCGUGAGCUUCGUGCUGACGACGCUGCACAAGCACGAGCUCAUCCUGACGCGGACCAGAGAACUGUCCGCAGUGGUCACCUUCGCCUUCUUCAGCCUGGCGCAGUGCGUCGCGCCAAUUGUUUACGGUUUGCGCAAAGAGGAACUCCUGGAGAACGUGAGCCACAGGUUCCCUUGCUGUUCCCGGUACUUGAAGAGUGUCCUGGGCUGGACGGUGCGAGGCAGCUGGGUACCCCCCCACCACAGAACACGGUGCGACUCCUACAGGGAGCGAACACUCACCGCCCUGACGAUCAUCUCCCAAGAGGUUCCACAAGUCCUAGUGGAGGAGGAGGAGGAAAUGAGGCCAAUGUCAGUCCGGAGUUCCUCACAUGACUCACACUCAUGUCAGGGUGAUGCAGACAAUGCCUGAUGGGGGGGUGCAAAGAAUGUCGCUGUUGGGAUCCUGAGCGGCACAGGGACAUUUGGAGAAGUAGCCGGUUUUCUCAGGGCCUCAAGGAAUCUCCUCGGACUUCAUGAGGAGAAGAUUAAGACCAGGAUGUACAGCAACGUUAUGUUUGGACGAAUCACAAGGACACAUGGACUAACAGCGGAGCAGAGUGUGGUUCAACUAGUUACUUCUCUUACUGUGAAUUUGCCUGGCUGGUCCAGGGAUUUAAACCUAAAAGUCUUCAGCUCACAAGUCAACCUCUCAGACCUCUUGGCUACAAACAGUCUGGCAUCAUUUGACUGCGAUGGAGCAAAAUGUUGUUUCCAUGUGUUCUUUACCAUGUGCAUAUAAAAAAAAAAAGAUCUCUAACUCUAAUGGCCUUGAUCCACUUCAAUAUUUCCAUUCCCCACAUGCUGCAAAGUCUGCCAUCUUGGUCAUUUUGUGGCUGAGUUGCAGUCUGUCACGCACACUUUCAGUUAGACGGGGGAAUUCACAACAUUUUAACCACACGGCUCCUGAUGCACUGGCUCAGCAACAUCCACAUCGCGUGGCAGCGACACUUAACAAGUGUGUAAAAGUGCAGGAGCGAGUUCCUGUUU